UAAUUAGGUUAGAUAACAAUGUGUAUAGUUAAUAGUAACUAAUGUAGUAAAAAUUGUGUAAGGCUUAAAUUUUUUUAAAUAUUAUACAUGACUAACAGUUAAAUGUGAUUAUGUUUUAAUAGUACUGAUAAAUAUAAUGAAUAACGUUUAAAAAAUAAUAAUGAAAAGAUCUCUAUACAAUCCCUUAUAUAUUAAAAAGUUUCAUUGUCAUUUAAUGGUUUCACACUAUAUUGGACACGUGACAUCUUCACAUUAAUUUGAAAAUACGGACGUUGGCGGGUCACCUUGAUAGAGCUCUUCACAAUUAUGUUUCCUAUUUUGAUUACAAUUAAACACAAGGAAGUCAUAUCCUUUAGCUCAUACAAAAGGAUAUGACGCAAAGCUCAUUUAGCUCAUACCAAGUCGCAGAUCAUCUGGCUCAAAUUGAACUAAUUUUUUUCAUAACACUUGAUAACUUCAUUAUGGUAAAGAAGACAUCUCAAUCUCGAUUAAAGGUACGAGAGAGAGGAGAGAAAUUGAGUCUUAAAAAAGGCCGAAACAUAUAAAACAACAACAGAUAUAAAGAGCUCAAAACAUAGUGCUUUAUUAAAAAUAAAACAGAGGCCAUCACACCUCAAGAGAGCCUACUACGUUAAAAGGCUUCGAGGAGUCUCAGUCGGGUGCAACAUCUACAGUUUCUUCUUAUUGGAUUGAUUGGUUCAACCAUGACGGACCAAUACACACUAUAUACGACUGAUAACAUGAUCUGGUGGAAGUCACUGUGGUGGUGGUGCGGUCUGGGUGUUCUAGAGAUGGGCGUUCAGAGGGCAUUUCUAGAGAUGGAGUGUUGCAAAGCACUCAACUGCCCAAAAAAACUUAGAAGGUCUGCCUCUAAAGCGUACGAUACCCAAUGAUACUUUUGAGAAAGCUCGACGGCCAUAAACAACAUGUUGUUCCUUGUGAUCGUGUUACUAGCCAUGGUACUCCACAUUUCACAUUAGUGUUUAUCCAAGACUAGCUACUAUGAAUUUAACAAAAUAGUGACAUGGUUUUCGCCAUCCUACGAGCGAUGAGAGACAAGAGCUUACCUGCUGCUCCCCGAUUUUGUUAUAUUGAAUUUGCUUCCAUCCAGACUUCAGCAUCUCUCCUUCGCAGCAACCGCAAAUAAAGACAUCUAAUAAAUGAAGUUCUCGACAACUAUGUCAGUGCAAGAUUUCGAUGAUGUUAUAGCUGAUGAUCCUAAGUGCAUUAUUUUGUUGAUGUUAUACAAAACUUGGCUUAUGUCAGCUAAGAAGUCAAGUUCUCGCGACAGAGGGCACAAUUGUUUGUGUCACAGCUUAUGAUAGUAUGUGCAAGAUUUUGUUGAUUUUAUACAUUUUAGAGUUCGGUACAGAGGCGGAGGUACGUUGUGGGUUGGGGGGGCAAUUGCCUACCAUGAAAAUAUUAAAAUUAGUUUAGUUUUAUAACAAAUUGAAGUUAUGCCCAUGUUGUUAUAUUAUUUCUUUGCCCCCUAUACUCUAAAUAAUUACCAUAACUAAAAAUAUUCUAAUUCAUAUAAAUAUAAAACAAAAGUUUUUAUAUCUACAAUCUCAUAUUUUAGUGAAUUGGGCUUUAUUUAGUUUAGCAGAUCUAAUCCAUUUUAAAUAAAAACAGUUUUUAUUAAAUAAAUAGAAAAUAUGGAUAUUUGUUUUAGGAAAAUCAACUAGGUCUACGUCUUCUCAACUUCUUCUGUCGUCUUCUUCCCCUGCAAUUUUUUUCCACCGGCUAGAAUCACUCGCGAAAUUUUCUGUCCAUGUAAGUUUUUUUUUUCUAUUUAUUUAAUUAGUUUAUAUGAUUAUAUCUAUUUUAAAUGUUUGUUUGAUUCUCUUUUUAUUGCUUUCUAUCCCAAAAUUGUCUAAUGAUAUGCUUUAAGGUUGUGACUUGUGAUGUUAAUGUAGAAUAAUUUUAGACUCAUCCAAUAUUAUUAUAUAUGAUUUUGAUUUUAACGUGAAAAACUGAUUAGCUAAAUAUGAUGAAUUGUGUUUAGUUUAGUAACAUGUUAAAAGUCUUAAUGUAAUUGACUUUAUAAUAAUAUACUAUUUCUACUGAUUUGCAGAUAAAUGGAGCGAUAUUAUAACAAAACGAGUGCUUCAGAUUCUAAAAGAAAUUUGGAUAAAUUGGAUAACUCUGAUGAUUUGGAUUCUUUGCCAUGGGAUCCAGCUGAAAGAAAAAAGAUAUCGCAGUAUCUUCCGAAUCAAAAAGACGAAGUAAGGCGGAAAUAUUUAACUAGAGGUCCUUGUCAGCCCUAUGGUCAUGUUUUUCAAAAGAAGAAGUUUGGAACAACAAUGAGGCGGUUUAAUCCAGCUUGGUUUGAGAAGUAUGGUAAUUGGCUAGAGUACAGCGUCUCCAAAGAUAAAGCAUUCUGUUUGUGUUGCUAUUUGUUCAGAGAUGACAUACCAAAACAAGGUGGAAAUUAUGCUUUUGUGACUGAAGGUUUUUCUUGUUGGAAAAAACCCGAGGCUUUAUCUGAGCAUGUAGGUGGAAUUAAUAGCUUUCAUAAUAUUGCUGUUAAGAGAUGUGAUGAUUUGAUGAAUCAAGGUCAGUCAAUUGUGCAUGCUUUUUAUAAGCAAGACGAUGUGGUGAAAAAUGAAUAUCGCAUCCGGUUAAAUGCUUCAGUUGAUGCUUCUAGGUACUUGUUACGACAAGGAUUACCUUUCCGCGGUCAUGAUGAAGGAAAAGAUUCUGCUAAUAAAGGAAACUUUGUAGAGCUUUUGAAGUAUACAGGAGAACAAAAUGACGCUGUAAGUAAGGUUAUUUUGGAGAACGCUCCAAAAAAUAAUCAGAUGGUUUCUCAAGUGAUUCAGAAAGAUAUUGUACAUUGUUUUGCUCAAGAAGUACUGAAAUCUAUCAUGGAAGAAAUCGAUCAUGGAGUGUUCGGUUUGAUGGUCGAUGAGUCUGCAGAUGUUUCUAACAAAGAGCAAAUGGCUGUUGUCUUUCGGUUUGUUGAUAAAAGUGGAUUAGUUAAAGAGAGAUUUGUGGGAGUUACUCAUGUAAAAGAAACGUCUUCUUUAUCUCUGAAAUCUGCAGUUGAUGACUUGUUUGCAAAACAUGGAUUGAGCCUAAAACAGUUGAGAGGACAAGGUUAUGAUGGAGCAAGCAAUAUGAAGGGACAGUUUAAUGGGCUGAGAGCAUUGGUUGCUAGAGAAAAUAGUUCAGCCUAUUAUGUACAUUGUUUUGCUCAUCAACUUCAGCUAGUUGUGGUGGCAGUUGCGAAAAAGAGCUUUGAAGUUAGUAAUUUUUUUGACAUGGUUUCGACUUUGCUGAAUGUGGUUGUGGCUUCUUGCAAGAGGAAAGAUACACUUCUUGAUAUGAAUCGGAAGAGGGUGGAGGAAGGGAUUGACAGUGGUGACAUUAACACUGGAACGGGACAAAAUCAAGAGAUUUCUCUUCCAAGGCCUGGAAAUACUCGUUGGGGUUCUCAUUAUAAGACUUUGCUGCGUCUGGUUGAGUUGUUUCCUUCAGUCAUUGAAAUCCUUGAAAGUGUUCAAGAUGAAGGCGCUGAUGACUCAAAAAGAUGUCAAGCAUAUGGUCUUCUCAAGUAUUUUCACACAUUCGAUUGUGUGUUCUAUUUGCAGUUGAUGCUGUUUAUUUUGGGAGUAACUGAGAAUCUGUCAAUGGCUUUGCAAAUGAAGAAUCAAGAUAUUUCAAAUGCCAUGUCACUUGUAGAUUCAACUAAACGUGAGUUGCAAAAAUUUCGAGAAGAUGGAUGGGAUUUGCUAAUCGGUAAAGUUUCAUCAUUCUGCGAAAAGAAUAAAGCUACUAUGCUUGUGAUGGAUGAAGAAUUUGUGGAUUUACGGAGGCCAAGGAAAAAAACUGGUGUAACCAAUCUGCAUCAUUACAAGGUUAAUUGUUUCUACGCUGUUAUGGAUUUGCAACUUCAAGAGCUUAAUGAUCGAUUUACUGAGGUAAACACUGAUUUGCUUAUUUGCAUGGCUUCUUUAAGUCCUGCCAAUUCCUUCCGUGAGUUUGAUAAGUCUAAGCUUUUGAGAUUGGUUAAGUUCUAUCCUGAUGAUUUUAGUUUUGGAGAGUGUCUAUCUAUGGAACACCAUCUUGGAAUCUACAUUGAUAAUAUAAAAAACGAUGAACGGUUUAAGAAUUUGAAGAAUCUUGGAGAUCUUUCUCGUCUGCUGGUGGAAACAAAAAAGCACCUUGUACAUCCUUUAGUUUAUAGGCUCUUGAAGUUGGUUUUAACAUUGCCUGUUGCUACUGCAAGUGUUGAAAGGUGCUUUUCUGCAAUGAAAUUAGUGAAGACAGCUACACGUAACCGAAUUGGAGAUGAGUUUCUAAGUGAUUGUUUAGUAUGUUAUAUUGAAAAGGAGUUGUUUGAAUCUGUUACAAACGAAACAGUGGUGAAGCGAUUUCAAUCCAUGAGAGAGCGUAGGAUCCAUUUGUAAUGAUUUGUACGGUUUUAUGACAAUGGUUUUUAUAUUUUAUCUAGUAGUUUUUAUUUAUGCCCCUGAUACAUAUAGUUUCUAG
Messenger RNA from Brassica napus (rape), 4494 nucleotides. RefSeq names its product zinc finger MYM-type protein 1-like. The record is from RefSeq and is a predicted model, not a curated record. The transcript has a single exon. NCBI's taxonomy places the organism in Eukaryota, Viridiplantae, Streptophyta, Magnoliopsida, Brassicales, Brassicaceae. The coding region runs from base 2079 to 4412 and encodes 777 amino acids. Gene Ontology annotation, molecular function: protein dimerization activity.